AUGUCCACUUUUCAGGAUAAAGGCUUACUUUGCCUGAACGUUUCGUGGGUUGAGUGUGCAUCGAGACGAUGGCUGGCUGUGAAAAGGGAGGCAAAUGAGCAUAGCACGGCAGUUAGUGGGGUGUUUGCAGCAGUGAGAUGGGAACUAGCCUCAGUGAAGGGGAAGGUUGCAGAAAUUGAGGGGGAGGUGGCAGAGGUUAAGGGGGAUGUUGCAGAAAUCGAGGGGGAUGUUGCAGAGGUGAAGGGGGAGGUGGAAGAGGUGAAGGAGGAAGUGGCAGAGGUGAAGGAAAAGAUGGCAGAAGUAAAGGGGGAGCUGGCAGCAGCAGUGAUGGAGAAGAGGUGGGUUGUGCAGAAUGAGGUGAAUGAGUGUGCAAAUGUCUACCUGCCUCUGCAGCUGCCGCUUCCCCCUUCCUUCCCCCCUUGCUGCCGCUUGUUCCACCCCCGCACGCCUUGCAUAGUCAUGCCUCGGAGGACUGCAGUGGCCAUGCUGCUGCUGGCUUUCCUCCUUGGCGCUGCCAUCGUGUAUUUUGGAAAGAAUCCCGGGUCACAGAUGGAGAGGGAAGUGGGAGCAGUGAAGUGGGAGCUGGCUCAACAUAAGGGUGCAAUCAAGGGGCUGAAGGAUGCGAUGAAGAAGAUGCAUGUUGAACUGCAAAUUGCCAGAGUAGUGGCAGUCAUAAGAUUGCAUGGGAGGUAA
Messenger RNA from Closterium sp. NIES-65, 693 nucleotides. The record is from the annotation of a GenBank genome assembly. NCBI's taxonomy places the organism in Eukaryota, Viridiplantae, Streptophyta, Zygnematophyceae, Desmidiales, Closteriaceae.